AUUCAAGUGAUUCAUUAAUAUAAUAACAACCUUAAUCCUCCAUAUACAGUUUGAACCCAAAGUAUACAACAACAACAACAACAACAACAACAACAAUAAUCUGUUGUUCAACAUUUUUUACACAUGAAAUUUACUUUAAAGAUUUUGAGUCAUAAUCUUUGUUAUUGAUAAUCAAUAACACAAUCAGAGUGUGGACGGCUGUGCAGUCGUCAGGACCGUUGGUCUUAUUUUGAUAAAAGUCACGUGACUUCAGGAGCAGUUUUCAGCUGUUGGACUAAAAUUAACCCUUCAGGUCAUUGGCUGGCUGACGGACACACACACCCUUCUAUGGUAUCAGUGUGUGUGUGUGUGUGUGUGUGUGUGUGUGUGUUUGUGUGUGUGUUCAUUCAGAGCAGUGAUCAGAGGAAGAAACAACCAGACCGACCAGACAGCAGAUUGGCUUCAUGUCGGUCUCUCAGAUCACUCCCAGCCUGUUCCUGAGCGGGGCCGAUGGACCCCUCAACGCCGCACUGGUGUCACAGAAGGGCAUCACCCUCAUCGUCAAUGCCACGAUCAACCACGCCUGCCCCGCCUACCCGGGAGUUGAGUGCGUGCGGGUUCCAGUCUCCGACCUGCCCAGCGCCCGCCUUGGAGACCACUUCGACCGAGUGGCGGAGCGUAUCCAUGGCAAUCGUGCUGGGGGCACACUGGUGCACUGUGCUGCCGGUAUGAGCCGCUCACCGGCGUUGGUGAUGGCGUACCUGAUGCGUUACAGAGGGGUGACGCUCCGCCAGGCGCACCGCUGGGUCCAGGAGAGCCGACCCUACGUCAGGCUGAACGCCGGCUUCUGGGACCAGCUGCUGCAGUACGAGAGGAGGCUGUACGGCAAGAACACCGUCAGAGUGGCGGCCGUCGAAGAGGUGCUACCGCUGACACCGAGACUGACGAGGUCGGUGCUGCCACCGUCGCAGACGAGCUGGUUAACGCUGGUACCCAGGUCACCGCUGAUGACACGGGCCUCAGGGAUGUCACGAUCACAGGUGAUGACGCCAGCAAACAAACGAAGACGAGGAACCAAAACCAGCAGCGCCAAAGUCUGAGCAACUGCGGAGCAACACACACAUCUGAACGUUCUCUGUCAUAACCCUGCGCCUACAUUACCCACAAUCCAACUCAGCCACUCAGAGACACCACCCUGACCUCCACAGCCUCAUGCUACGUUCCCUUUACCUCAGGAUGAAGUCGGAAAAACAAGCUCCGGCCAGGUUAACGAUUAGCCAUUGCUAGCAAUACCACCUGAUAACGGCAUCACACUGUAGCCAUAGCAACAUGUCCACAGACAGACGGGGGACAGUACGACUGGUUUAAUGACAAACUAAAGACAGAAGUGCUAAUAAACAGAAUAUUACUACAACUCUCACUUAGUUGACGCACAAAGCUGCCACCUUGGAUCUUGAGGUUGCGGUUGGUGAGAUGGAAUUGAACUUUACCGUAAACCUCAGUGACCGACAUCUAGUCUCUGUUGACCUGCAGGUUGACCUCUCACCUUGCUGUAGGAUAUACAGGUGUGUUCAGAAGUCUGAGGGCAGUGAAGUUUAUUAUUAUAAGCUUCGAUAAACUUUCUGUCUGUCAACCGCCAGUCUGUCCAAAAUGGACGAAGCUAUUGCAGCUUAUUAGCUUAUUACUGCUCUAUGACUGGUUUGCGAUCAGCGACAGUUUGCUAACGGCUAACCUCCACUAUGUACUACGUUCCCAGUUGGUGGGUAUGUUAGCCAUUAGCUUGCCAGCUACAGUAGUUUACCAACUAGUCGUGAUGACUACAUCAAAUUGUGAGAUAAAUGUAUUGAUCACUUUCUGGUGUGAGCGACCUGAAGAGCUUUUCAUUAAUCACAGAAAAAUGUACUUUUGUUUUGUAACUUCAGUUUCUGGGUCCACGAUCUCCCGAUCAUCUCCUGAAACCAGAGUUCAAAUAUUUGGGACCUUGUUGAUUAAAACAUCAGGGACUCAGUUUA
Molecule: messenger RNA, 1991 nt
Organism: Dicentrarchus labrax (European seabass)
Lineage: Eukaryota; Metazoa; Chordata; Actinopteri; Moronidae
Product: dual specificity protein phosphatase 18
Exons: 2
Coding region: 444-1079 (211 amino acids)
Biological process (GO): protein dephosphorylation
Cellular component (GO): cytoplasm
Molecular function (GO): MAP kinase tyrosine/serine/threonine phosphatase activity
Source: RefSeq, a predicted model, not a curated record